AUGCCAAGGGCGGCCGGAGGGGAGAAGUGGUGGGACCCCACGCUCACAGAGUGGCCGGAGAACGACUUUCGCAUCUUUGUGGGCGAUCUGGGCAAUGAAGUGAAUGACGAUGUGCUGACAAAGGCGUUCCAGAAGUUCACGUCCUUCGCCAAGGCCAAGGUCAUCCGCAACAAGCACACCAACAAAACCAAAGGGUUUGGGUUUGUAAGCUUCACGGACACAAUAGAGGGGGUGAAGGCGCUGCGGGAGAUGGACGGCCAGUACAUUGGCAACAGGCCAUGCAAGCUCAGGAAGUCCACCUGGGACGAGCGCACCAAUACCCAACAGCUGAACAAGAAGCGGAAGGGCCAUCACGACGGCAAGCCCGUGCUCAACAUGAAGAAGCACGUCGGCGUGCUGCACAGAUAG
Molecule: messenger RNA, 408 nt
Organism: Coccomyxa subellipsoidea C-169
Lineage: Eukaryota; Viridiplantae; Chlorophyta; Trebouxiophyceae; Coccomyxaceae
Product: RNA-binding domain-containing protein
Exons: 2
Coding region: 1-408 (135 amino acids)
Molecular function (GO): mRNA binding
Source: RefSeq, a predicted model, not a curated record